UCCAAACACAGAGAAAAACUCCUGCUGAAGCGACUGAUGUCCACACUGUUAUAAAGAUGGCGUUUAUUAAAGAGGAGAGUGAAGAUGUGAAGAUUGAAGAAACGUUCACAGUCAAACAGGAAGAUCUGCAGGAACAAACAGACCUAAUUGAAGAGCAUCAGGGGAGUAAAGAGGAGGAGCUUCAUGUCAAAAUUGAGGAAAAAACUAAUUUACAGACUGAUGGUAUUUUGAAAAGGAGAGAUAAGAAUCGUUGCACCUGCACUCAGUGUGGAAAGACGUUGGCAAGCAAAAGCAAACUUAAGAUUCACAUGAUGAACCACACUGGAGAGAAACCAUUCACUUGCACUCAGUGUGGGAAGAGUUUCAGCCAAUCAUCACACCUCAAUCGACACACGAGGAUCCACACUGGAGAGAAACCAUUCACAUGCAUUCUAUGUGGGAAGAGUUUUAACUGCUCAUCACACCUUAAUCUACACAUGAGGAUCCACACUGGAGAGAAACCAUUCACAUGCACUCGGUGUGGAAAGAAUUUUAGCCAAUCAUCAUCCCUUAAUCAGCACAUGAAGAUCCACACUGGAGACAAACCAUUUACAUGCACUCAGUGUGGAAAGAAUUUUAACUGCUCAUCACACCUUAAUCUACACAUGAGGAUCCACACUGGAGAGAAACCAUUCACAUGCACUCAAUGUGGGAAGAGUUUCAGCCAAUCAUCAUCCCUUAAUCUACACGUGAUGAUCCACACUGGAGAGAAACCAUUCACUUGCACUCAGUGUGGGAAGAGUUUCAGCUGCUCAUCAUCUCUUAAUAAACACAUGAGGAUCCACACUGGAGAAAAACCAUUCACAUGCACUCAGUGUAGGAAGAGUUUCAGCUGCUCAUCACUCCUUAAUCAACACAUGAGGAUCCACACUGGAGAGAAACCAUUCACAUGCACUCAGUGUGGAAAGAGUUUUAACUGCUUAUCACACCUUAAUAAACACAUGAGGGUCCAUACUGGAGAGAAACCAUUUACAUGCACUCAGUGUGGGAAGAGUUUCAGCCAAUCAUCAUCCCUUAAUCAACACAUGAGGAUCCACACUGGAGAGAAACCAUUCACUUGCACCCGGUGUGGGAAG
Danio aesculapii is the source of this 1115-nucleotide messenger RNA. RefSeq names its product gastrula zinc finger protein XlCGF8.2DB-like. The record is from RefSeq and is a predicted model, not a curated record. Gene Ontology annotation, molecular function: DNA-binding transcription activator activity, RNA polymerase II-specific; RNA polymerase II cis-regulatory region sequence-specific DNA binding. The annotation marks the transcript as partial. Gene Ontology annotation, biological process: regulation of transcription by RNA polymerase II. Lineage: Eukaryota; Metazoa; Chordata; Actinopteri; Cypriniformes; Danionidae. The transcript has 3 exons. Gene Ontology annotation, cellular component: nucleus.